CAAUUGUUAAUUUUCAAAUUCUGCGCACAAACCCUUGCUAGUAUAAGUUUAUUUCAUUGAAUAUACUCUAAUAAAAUCUAGUUGUAAGUGAAAAUAGCAUUAAGCUUCAACACACGUCCAGGAAUGUUUUUUCAAAAAUGUUGAACAAUGACAUUAAGUCCAAAUGAAAACGAUGGCAGCAUCUUGGACUUCCAAUUUUCCAUGCCCAUAUUUUUCCUUUCUUCUUUGUUUUUUAUUCAAUACAAUUUUUCGUAUCGAAUAAUUCAUAUAUCUCAUGAAGUCAAAUUUUUCAAUAGUAACACUUGAGUAAUGGGCCUACCAACUUUUUACCAAUACAGAUAUAUUUUCUUAAUACACUUUUUUACUUUGUACUGUUUUGCCUCAAAAAAGAGAACACUUUUUUUCUGUGUAUAUAAAUCUGCAUUCCACUCUCAGUUUAUCUUCAUCCACAAGAACCAGACAGUUCUUCAACAAAGGCAUUAAACAUAACCCAUACAAUUUCCCUUAUAGCUUCUGUCUUUACCUUCUAAAGGCCAACUCUUUCAAACACUUACUUUGCAUGUAACUUCAUACUUUGAAGUAUUGAACAUACAAACAAAAAACAGAGCAAAAAAAACAAAAAAUGGUUCAACUCCACCAAACAGUUCUCGCCGUCGAUAUGCCACAAACCGGCGGCUCUAAGUACUUGGACGACGACGGAAAAGUCAAAAGAACUGGGAGUGUUUGGACGGCGAGUGCACACAUAAUAACGGCCGUGAUAGGUUCGGGAGUUUUGUCACUGGCGUGGGCUACGGCGCAGCUAGGUUGGCUCGCCGGACCAGUGGUGAUGUUGCUCUUCUCUGCAGUCACUUAUUUCACUUCUUCUCUUCUUGCGGCAUGUUACCGCUCUGGCAACCCUAUCUCCGGCAAGAGGAACUACACUUAUAUGGAUGCUGUCCGAUCUAAUCUCGGUGGCGUGAAGGUGACGCUAUGUGGGAUUGUUCAGUAUCUUAAUAUCUUUGGCGUUGCAAUUGGCUACACAAUUGCUUCAGCUAUAAGCAUGAUGGCAAUAAAGAGAUCAAACUGUUUCCACAAGAGUGGAGGGAAAGAUCCGUGUCACAUGAACAGUAAUCCUUACAUGAUAGCUUUUGGAUUAGUCCAGAUUCUAUUCUCUCAGAUUCCAGAUUUUGAUCAACUUUGGUGGCUCUCAAUCCUCGCCGCUGUAAUGUCCUUCACUUAUUCCUCUGCCGGUCUCGCCCUAGGCAUAGCCCAAGUUGUUGUAAAUGGGAAGGUGAAGGGAAGUCUCACUGGGAUUAGCAUAGGAGCAGUAACAGAGACACAGAAGAUAUGGAGAACCUUCCAAGCUCUUGGAGACAUUGCUUUUGCUUACUCUUACUCCAUCAUUCUCAUCGAGAUUCAGGACACAGUGAAGUCACCACCAUCAGAAGAGAAAACGAUGAAGAAGCCAACACUUGUGAGCGUCAGUGUAACGACUAUGUUCUACAUGUUGUGUGGAUGUAUGGGUUAUGCAGCCUUUGGAGACCUAUCUCCGGGAAAUCUCUUAACCGGUUUCGGGUUUUAUAAUCCUUAUUGGCUUCUUGACAUUGCAAAUGCAGCCAUUGUGAUUCACCUUAUUGGUGCAUACCAAGUCUAUUGCCAACCUCUGUUCGCCUUCAUCGAGAAGCAAGCUUCCAUUCGAUUCCCUGAUAGUGAGUUCAUUGCAAGAGAUAUCAAAAUUCCAAUUCCAGGUUUCAAGCAUCUCCACUUGAAUGUCUUCAGGUUGAUAUGGAGGACAGUGUUUGUGAUCAUAACGACAGUUAUCUCAAUGCUUCUUCCGUUUUUCAACGACGUUGUGGGUCUGCUCGGGGCACUAGGGUUUUGGCCAUUGACGGUGUAUUUCCCAGUGGAAAUGUACAUUGCGCAGAAGAAGAUACCUAGAUGGAGCACCAGAUGGGUUUGCCUUCAAGUCUUCAGCUCAGGGUGUUUAGUAAUUAGCAUUGCUGCAGCUGCAGGGUCCAUAGCUGGAGUACUUCUUGAUCUAAAGUCCUACAAGCCAUUUCGAAGCGAAUACUGAUCAGCUUGAGACUUAACCAUUUCGAAGCGAUGACUGAGUCAGUUUUAAACACAAACAAUAUAUCAAAAACGGUCAAGAGAACCAAUAACCAUGAAUUUGGGAAUUUUAAUCAGCUUGUUUUUGAUAUAGAUAAAAGCAAUAAUGCUGUUAGUUCUUCUCUGUACCCUGAAGGCAAGAAUUGUAGUCCUAAUGAGUAAAUCUUCGAUUAAUUGUCAUGUGCUGCAAAAGAAUCAUGAACUGGCAGCAUAAUAGUAUAUUACCAAUAGAAGAGCUUUGACAAACAGCCAUUGUGGUAAAA
Arabidopsis lyrata subsp. lyrata is the source of this 2351-nucleotide messenger RNA. RefSeq names its product amino acid permease 3. Lineage: Eukaryota; Viridiplantae; Streptophyta; Magnoliopsida; Brassicales; Brassicaceae. Gene Ontology annotation, cellular component: plasma membrane. The record is from RefSeq and is a predicted model, not a curated record. The transcript has 7 exons. The coding region runs from base 623 to 2053 and encodes 476 amino acids.